Miscanthus lutarioriparius is the source of this 708-nucleotide messenger RNA. Lineage: Eukaryota; Viridiplantae; Streptophyta; Magnoliopsida; Poales; Poaceae. The record is from the annotation of a GenBank genome assembly.
AUGCCGACCGGCGAGACGCUAAAGGCAGGGACUCAAUCUGAAUCACCAGUGCCGCCGCCGCCGCCUACACCGACGGCGACAGCCUCGUCCUCCCCAGCGUCGACCCGCCAACGUCGCCACCGCACCUUCUCCUCAUCGUCGUCUUCGUCCUCGUCGUCCCUCUCCACGGUGUCCUCGGCGGCAUCCUCGCCGUCGCUGUCCCCGCGCGGCCGCGGCACCACCACCACCUCCGUUCCCUUCUCCUGGGAACACCACCCGGGCAUCCCCAAGACGCGCCUUAUCCCCGCCGGCACGCCGUCCUCCGCGCCCACGCCGCUCCCGCUCCCGCCGCCGCUUCGGGCGCCGCCGACGACGACGUCAAGGCCGCGCCACCAACAGCACGCCCGGCGCCGACGCUCCCGCGGAAAUCCGCCGCCGGCCGACGACGCGGCGGACCCCUUCGCCGCGGCGCUCGUGGAGUGCACCAGGGAGCGCGGCGCCGGCGCGGGAUCGGACGACGCCGGCCUCAUGGACGCGCUGUUCCCCGCGCGGGCGCCGCCAGCGCCCACCAGCCGGCGGUGGUCCAUCGCGUCCGCCGGCGGGGUCGUCGGGCUCCUGGACCUGUAUGGGUGCAAGAGCGCCAUGGGCGGCGUCGCGGAGGGCGCCUUCGUGGCGCGCCGCCCGGUGGCGGUGGUCCGCGCGGGCCCGGGCCGGGCCGGACGCAGAUGA